AUGGGGGUCGCCGACGAUUUUGCGCCCAGCUUCACGCAGAAGCCCCAGCUUCGGCAGGAGGAUGAGGGCAAUCGUCUUAUCUUCGAGUGCCAGCUCGUUAGUGCCCCGAAACCCGAGAUAUCGUGGUUUCGCGGCGACCAACAGCUGCAAGAGGACGCUAGGACAAACUUCAAAAUACAAAGUGUCGGGACCAACAAGUUCCUCGUUGUUCUUGAGAUUGAUGAUGUUAUUGAAACGGAUGCUGGACUUUACAAGGUCAAGGCCAUGAACAAAAUGGGCGAGGUCGCUGCGUCGAUCAACUUGAACUUCAGUCCAAUGGACGAGCCUAGAGAAAAACAAAUCGACGGUAUCGCACCGACUUUUGCGAAAAAACCGGCUAUAAGACAAGAAGAUGAUGGAAAAAGAUUAUUAUUUGAAUGUCGUAUUACUGCCGAUCCUACACCAAAAGUUUCGUGGUUUCAUGAUGGGAAUGUUGUUAAUAAUUCACCGAGACAUAAGUUGUCAGUCGACAAAGACGGACAUUCAUACUUCGCAACACUUGAAAUAAAAAAUGUAACAGUAGAGGAUGCUGGAAAAUAUAAAGUGACUGCGAAAAAUGAACUCGGUGAAUCAAACGCAACGAUAUCCCUAAAUUUUGACAGCGACGAAGCGCCUGUUCCUGAUGACGGGAUCAAGCCAACAUUCACUGAACGACCUGUGAUCAGACAAUCUGAUGAUGGCAACACGAUUACCUUCGAGUGUCGAUUAGUAGGAGACCCCAAACCCGGUGUCAAGUGAAUACCCGACGGUAAAGCCCCGCGUUUUCCAAAAAAACCAACGAUACGUCAAGAAGGCGACUUGCUGAUAAUGGAGUGUAUCCUGGAAGCUCACCCAGUGCCGGACAUCACCUGGUACCAAGGCCAGAGAGCAAUAAACGGGAGCUCUCGCAUAAAGAUGUUCAAAAAAGCGACCGGCAAGGACACGUAUCUUCUAACCCUCGAAAUAUCGAACCCGACAAAAGCCGACGGGGGAAAUUACCGCUGCAAUGCCUUUAACAAUUACGGGGAGAGCAAUGCCAACAUCUCCCUUAACUUUCAAGGCAAGUCGUGGAACCGUUUUACCGUAAUGUGUUGCUUGGAAGAUGCCGGUGGUUAUGCACCCUCAUUCAUCGAGAAGCCACGGAUUAUUCCAAACGAAAGUGGCACCUUGAUAACAAUGAAAUGCAAGUGCAAAGCUAAGCCCAAGCCUGAGGUCACGUGGUUCCGUGGUAACAGCGCUGUAAAAGAAAAUGAGUUUGGUGAGAGCAACGCAAAUUUGAACCUCAACAUCGAGGCUGAACCAGAGCCUGAAGGCGAUGGACCGACUUUCGUAGAAAAGCCGCGAAUCCAAUCGCAGGAUGGCGGAAAAGUUGUUAUCAUGGAUUGCAAAGUCCGAGCCAAGCCUAAACCAAAUAUUGUAUGGACCCAUGCUGGAAAAGUAGUCAAGGAAUCCUCCAAAAUAAAGCUCAGCGUUGUUGAAGAAAAAGAAGGCAUCUAUUACAUUAAAUUGAUUCUUAAUGACCCUGGUGCUGAUGACUCAGGGCUUUACAAGUGUAAUAUCAAGAACUCCUUGGGUGAACUCAAUGCCAAUCUCACCUUAAACGUUGAAAUUAUUCCGGUGAUAAAAGAAAAGCCCAAGGUGGUCAAGAUUAUAAAGAAGAAGACUGUGAUAGUCGAGUGUACUGUCCUCUCAAAGUUCGCACCGGACUGUACUUGGUUCAAAGAAUCUCAGGCUGUAAAAGAAGAUGAACGGCACAAAUUGCUUGUUGAAAAAAUCAAGGAGGGCGAGUUUGCUGUUAAAUUGGAAAUCGAGCAGAUUUCAACCGCUGAUAAGGGUAAAUACAAGCUGGUUGCGAGAAAUGAAAAGGGUGAAGCUACAUCUCAGUGGUACAGAGAUACAACAAUACUUACCAGUACAAAUAAUGUUAAUAUUUCUUUCAAUGGAAUUGAGAUGAAGUUGGUAAUUACUUCGUCAACUGAAGAGUUCAGCGGCACUUAUAAGGUAGUCGUCAGCAACGAAGCUGGCAAAGAUGAGUCGAGUACAACUGUAACAGUCAAGAAGCGUGAAGAAAAGAAAAAAGAGGAAGAAGAAGAGAAGAAGAAAAAGAAAAAGGUCGAGAAGAAGGAGGAAGAAAAGGUUGAGGAGAAGAUUGAAGAGAAGAAAGUCGAGGAGAAAAAGAAGAUAGAAGAAGUCAAAGUUGAAGAGAAAAAGAAAAUCGAGGAGAUCAAAAAGAUUGAAGAGAAGAAGGAGAUAUCAAUGUCUGAAUCCAAUGGAGAUCAUACUAUUGACAGUAGUAGUGAAUUGAGUGAAGAAGAUAUUGAUGAAGAAGAAAUAGAGGAGGAUUCGGUGAGUGUCGUCGAAUCCAGCGUUACAGAAGCAAUCAUUGACGAACCUAAGUCCGAAACUUCUGAUUAUUCUGUUCUCAUCGAGGACAAGCCUGAAACCAAAACAAAUGGUAUCGACAAACCUGACAAGAAGAUUGAGACAGUGAAAAAGGAGGAAGAAACUGUUAAAAAUGGUGAAGCUACCGAAGAAAGAAAGUCUAUCAAGAAGAAAACUGAACUCAAACCAGAAGAGAAGAAAGAACCUGAGAAGAAAAUUCUCAAGAAGAAAGAACCAGAAUCUCGCGAAACUACACCGAAACCUGAAAAAGUUACAUUGCGUAAAACUUCAGUCAGUAGGAUCUCCGAAAAUGGUUCUCCUGUAUCCAGUAGACGUUCAUCAAUACAGCAGGUCGAAGAGAAGAAAUCAGAAAGUCGGCGAACAUCAAUUAUGGAAAAAACAAAAACUACAGAGAAGAAAGCAAAACCAGUGAGUAAACCAAAAUCUGAAGCAAUCGAAGAGCCAAAGGAAAAACCAGAAUCUAAAUCAAAAUUGCCUGUGGAUGAACCCACACCGAAGAAACGGUUAUCAAUUUCAAAGAAGGAACCGGAAAAUGAUAAAGAGGCCAAACCGGAAGUAACAUUAAAACCCGUUGCUGCCAAAGCGACCGAGCCUAAGGAAGAACCAAUUCCAAAACCAAAAGCCACCCUUGGCAAACCCGAGGAGUCCAAGAAGGAUGAGCCUAGUAAACUUAAACCCAAAAGUAAUCUUCUUAAACCCGAAUUGAAGAAAGAAGAAGCUGUACUAAGGCGCACAAGUUUGAAGCCUGUUCAAAAGCCGGAAGAAAAGGAGCUGAACAAGGUCGAACUAAAGCAAGUAGAAACCAAUGGCGAUGCUACAAACAAAAAUUCGGAUCGUAAGUUGCCGAAGGUAGCAGCUAAAUUCGAGAACUUCUUCAAUGUACAACUAAAACCCGUAACUAAAGAACAAAAACAGCCUGAGACGGCAGAACAUGGCUAUAUUGUCGAGCUAAAGAAAACGGAGAAAAGCAAAGUCGAAGAGAAGAAAAAGUCAAAAACUUCGAAAGUGGAUAAAGAAAAAAGCUACGAGCUUCCGGAGAUUCCAGAUUACGAGCGUCCAGUUUUGGAGAAGCCUCAGGAAUUCGAGUUCGGCGAUUACGCGGGUCGUGAUAAGACAAAACUUGAGCGACCAGCUACUCAGAAAUUCGAAUCAAAGCCCAAGUUACCGGAAAUAGUUGCGCCACAAGAGACACCUAAGAUCGAAGUUAUCCGCGAAACUACGCCUGUUGGUAGCAGAAGACCAUCACUUAUACCUGGAAGUGGUGCAAGUAGUCGCCGUGGUUCAUUAAUUCCUCCCGAGGAAUUGGGACGUAGACCUAGUCUUAUCAUCAGCGACGAGGAGCAUAGGAAGCUGCGUCCUGGAGAGGUGAUUGAGGAGAAGAAGCCAAAACAAAGUCCUUGGAAUUUAUUGUCUAAUUAUCAUUUUUUUAUCAAUAUUGAUAUUUAUCUUAUCUCCCAAUGUUUAAUUGUCAAUUGUCAAGUUCUUGUUGGCAAUCAUCAAAUUGACGCUCUGGCUCGUGCUUUGGCCAGCGUUAUUGUCGUGACACGUGUAGCGGCUGGAAAGUUGCGCCCAGGCGAGGUGUUGGACAUCAAGCGACGUCGUCCGAGUACGGACCUAAGGAGACCAAGCGUGGCGGACCUCGAGAAUAAGAUCAACCAGCCUAGCACACCACUCCGCGAUGUCGGACCAGCUGGACCACCACAAAUUGUCGACGUCCAGGAGUCGUACUCCGCCGUCGAAGAUGCGACGGGGUACCUCACCGUCCAGGUGGAGGGAACCCCCGCGCCCACCUUCAAGUGGUACAAGGGUAUGACUGAAAUCAUCGAAGGUGGCAGAUACAAAUUCCUCACAGAUAGCGAGACCAACUCCAUUACCCUUUGCAUGCGAAAAACGAAACCUAACGAUGAAGGAACCUAUAAAAUUGUUGUUAGCAACAUCCACGGUGAAGAUUCUGCAGAAAUGCAGCUUUACGUAUCAGACGCAAGUGGUAUGGACUUCCGUACAAUGUUGAAGAAAAGAAAGUACGCUAAAUGGGCUAAAGAAGAAGAUCACGAGAAAGUAGAUCUUAAAGAGGUCGAGAAACCUAAGCCAGCUUUGAAAAAAGUCGAAAGGCCAUUGCCCGGUGGAAGAAGUUGGUGCCAAGAGGGCAACGAGAUCAUUAUCUAUGUGAGAGCUGACGAAGAAAUCCGUAUUCCGCUUGAUAAAAAAGGAGAACCUAAUUGGAGCUGGUUAAAGAAGCAAGACUCAUUCUUGAAACCUCUGGUUGAUCAAAUAGCCAAGGAGGGCAAAGAUAAGAAGGUUACAUUUGAUUGCAACUUCUCUAAACCCAAUGCCAAGCCCAAAUGGUUCUUCCGUAAGGAUGAAUUGUUCCCAUCAUCAAAGUACAAAUUUGUUAAUGAAGAAGAUUCGUAUAAGCUGAUUAUUUCUAAUCCAAAAGUCGACGAUACUGGUAAAUAUACCAUCGAUAUUGGCGGAAUAACUUGCACUGCAUUCUUAACUGUCGAGGAACCGGAUCCAUCGUACACUUUCAUUAAGCCCCUGAACAAAGAAACUCAGGGUUAUUCGCUACAUGAAGCUUAUAUGGAGUGUACUUUGAGCUCGAAUUUGGCUCUCGUUACUUGGUACAAAGGAAAAACUAAACUCGAGGAUGGAGAUGUAUACAGCAUCUCGAAAGAUAUGUCUGGUGUCUGCAGAUUGACAAUUAAGAACGCUAAGAUAGAAGACAGUGAUGAAUACUGUUGUAAAAUUAAUAAGCAAAAUGAUAAGACCGAAACUACUCUUAAAAUUAUAGAGUACCCGUAUAAAUUCGUAAAAGUACUUAAAAGUCAAACGGCUGUUGAAAAAGACACUAUUACAAUGCUCUGUGAGCUUGAUGACGCUGCUGGUGACGUUAAAUGGUUCAAGGGUGACCAAGAAAUCACUGGAGAUAAGAGAAUUUCAAUAAAAGUUGAUGGCCGAAAACGAAAACUCAUUAUUAAAGACUGUAAAGUAACAGAUGCUGGCCAAUAUUCUUGUGUCAGUAAUGCCGACAAAACAGAAGGUGAACUUGUUGUCAAUUACUUGAACAGUUUCACCAAGAAACUAAAAGACACCUCAGCAACCGAACGCGAAAAAUGUGUUCUGGACGUGGAACUCCAAGACCAAACAGCCCCAGCAGAGUGGCUGUUCAACGGCAAGCCGAUCGAACCGAACGACCGCAUCGAGAUAAAGAAUCUCGGCGGUGGUAAGCAUCAAUUAGUCUUCAAUAGAGCCGAGAUGUCCGACGAGGGAGAGAUCACUUGCAAGAGUGGAGAGCUUUCCAGCAGCUGCAAGUUCACUGUUCGCAAGGGCGAGAGCAAGCCGAUCGCCGAAAUUCCGGACAAAGUCGAAGGACCUUGUUCUUCGCCAAUCGUCUUCAUCAUUCCUUACAAAGUCGAAGGAACCAAGCAGACUCCCAUAGAAGCUAAGCUCAUGAAAGACGGAAAAGCACUGCCUCUCAAGGACGUCGAGGUAGUAGUAGGCGAAGAUAAAAUAACCUACAAGAUAAAGAAGCCGCAGCGCGACCAGUCCGGCAUUUACCAGGUAAAAAUCAGCAACGGACAGGGCGAGGAAGUUAAAGACGUCAACAUAGUGAUGCAAGACGCUCCAACUCCUCCAAGAGACGUUGACGUCACCGAAGUAUUCGCUACUUCAUGCGUCGUAUCCUGGAAGGCUUCUGAAAACGACGGAGGCUCUCCUAUCACCAAGUAUGUCGUCGAAAGACUGGACAUGAGUCUUAAGAACCAGUGGGAGAGCGUCGGCGAAGUUACGCCUGAUGAAAAAUGCGUUCUCAAAGUCGAAGACCUUAAAACUAAGAAAGAAUACAAAUUCCGAAUCCGCGCUGUCAAUAAAAUCGGUACUAGUGAGCCUGCGCUGUUCGGCAAGCCGGUUCUGGCUAAAGAUCCUUGGGACGAGCCUGGAAAACCAGGUAAUGUCGAGGUCGUAGACUGGGACGUAGAUCACGCAGAUCUAAAGUGGACAAAGCCAGACAGCGAUGGUGGUUCUCCGAUCACUGGAUACAUCAUCGAAUACAAGGAAAAGUUUGGCAAAGAGUGGGUCAAGGGCAAAGAAAUUGAAGGCGACGUUACUUCAGGUACCAUUGAUGGCCUAAAAGAAGGCACCCAGUACGAGUUCAGGAUUCGCGCCGUCAACAAAGCCGGUCCUGGAGAACCUUCAGAUGCAACGAAACCAAUAAUCGCUAAAUGCAGAUUCGUCAAGCCGUUUAUUAUCGGUGAUCAACUGACCAACUUGGUGGUCAAGAAAGGACAAGUUAUCAAGUAUGAUAUUAAAUACGGUGGAGAACCAGAUCCUGAAGUUCAUUGGUUCUUGGGCUCUAAAGAAUUAGCAGAAGAUUCUGCUGAAAGAAUAACUAUCGAUAAAUACGAACGCAACACUGUUUUGACGGUUCGCAAAACAACUCGCGCUGACUCGGGUAAGUACAAGUUGGUUCUAAAGAACGGCUCGGGCGAGUGUGAGAGCAUUGGUGAUGUUGUGGUAUUAGACAAGCCUUCUCCACCCAAGGGACCACUUGUCACCGAAGAAGUACGUUCUGAUCACAUCACUGUUAAGUGGAAGCGUCCUGAAGACGAUGGAGGAGCGCCUUUAACCGGUUACACUCUUGAGAAGAUGGAUGUCGACACUGGAAGAUGGGUUCCUGCUGGAGAAGUUGGUCCCGAUAAGGACAGCUUCACUUUCUCAGGACUGACACCGAACAAGAAGUACAAGUUCCGUGUUAAGGCUACCAACAAAGAAGGCGAAUCUGAACCGCUGGUCACUGAUGAAGCUAUUGUUGCCAGGAAUCCAUACGAUGAGCCAGACAAACCUGGCAAGCCAGAAAUAUUUGAUUAUGAUAAUGUGAGCGUGUCCUUAAAAUGGACCAAGCCUGAGAAAGACGGUGGUAGACCUAUUACUCACUAUGUCGUGGAAAUGAAAGAUAAGUUCUCGCCGGAUUGGGUUGAAGUUAUGAAGACCACUGAUGAUAAUCCUGAAGCCAAAGUAGAAGGCUUGAAGGAGAAAAUGGUCUAUCAAUUCAGAGUUCGUGCUGCUAAUAAAGCUGGUGUUUCUCAGCCUAGUGAGCCUACGGACAAUCAUAUUUGCAAGCACAGAAACUUGAAACCGAGAAUUGACAGGACUAAUUUGAAAUCGGUGGUGAUAAAAGCGGGACGUACUCACAAGUGGUCUGUUGAUGUUAUUGGUGAACCGCCUCCAACUACCAACUGGAUUUGGAGGGACAAUAUUCCGCUGACUACCACUGAGAGGAUCAAGAUAGAGAAUGUUGAGUACCACACUGACUUUUCGAUAGUUAAUGCAACGCGAAAAGAUACUGGAAAGUACACCUUAACUGCUGAGAAUGUCAACGGGCGCGAUGAAGAGUCUGUUGAGCUUACUGUUUUGGGCAAGCCUGACGCGCCUGGUGGACCACUCAAGGUAUCAGAUGUGACAGCUACCAGUGCUAAAGUUAAAUGGCAGAAACCGGAAGACGAUGGUGGUGUCCCGAUCAAGGAGUACGAAAUUGAACGCAUGGAUACUAGAACUGGAAAGUGGGUCCGGUGUGGAAGAGUACCUGGAAAUGCGGACAACAUGGAGUUUGAUAUCACCGGGCUGAAUCCUGGAAGCGAGUACAUGUUCCGCGUGACUGCGGUCAAUGAUGAAGGAGACUCGGAACCGCUGACCAGUGACAAGCCAACGGUAGCCAAGAAUCCGUUCGACGAACCACAUGCUCCUGGAACUCCUUUGAUUACUGAUUAUGACAAUGAAUCGGUUAGCUUGAAAUGGACCGCUCCGGACUUUGAUGGUGGAUCUCCUAUCGAGAAGUAUAUUAUUGAGAAGAAAGAUCGGUUCAAGCCAGACUGGGAGAAAGCGAUGGAAGUCCCUGCUAGUGAAGGGCUAGCUGCUAGGGUGAUGGGCCUGAAAGAUCGGGCUGAGUACCAGUUCAGGGUGAUUGCUGUUAACAAAGCUGGGCUAUCACCGCCUUCUGAUGCUUCUAAGAUGCAAAUGGUCAAGCACAAAGCAUUGAAACCGAGAAUUGACCGUACAAACUUGAAGCCAAUAAUUGUAAGAGCUGGCAAACAGAUAAAGUACGAUGUAGACGUACGCGGAGAACCUCCACCAGAAAUAACUUGGUACCACAAGAACGAACUCGUUAAAUCUGGAGGAAAUAUCGAGAUCGUUAAUAUUGAAUACAACACCAAGUUCACCAUAAACGACUCAGUGCGAAAGAACACUGGUGUCUGGAAAAUAAAAGCCGUGAACGCUUCAGGAGAAGACGAAGCUGAAGUGGAAGUGACUGUUCUUUCAGCACCAGGUCAACCUAAAGGCCCGCUAAAAGUUUCAGACGUUUCAAAGAACGGCUGCAAGCUUCAUUGGGAAAAACCAGAAGACGAUGGAGGAAAACCGAUCACUGGUUAUCAAGUCGAGAAGUUAGACAAAACAACCGGUCGUUGGGUGCCAGUCGGCCGCACCAACGACACAGAAAUGGACGUAAAAGGUUUGACCGAGGGUCACGAGUAUGAGUUCCGUGUCAAGGCAAUCAACGAAGAAGGAGAAUCUGAGCCACUGAACACGUCUGGUGGAAUCGUUGCCAAGAAUCCGUUCGACCUUCCAGGCAGACCUGGAGUUCCAGAGUUCGAAGAUUGGGACGUUGAUAGAGUUAACUUAAAGUGGGCGCCACCGAAGAACGACGGAGGUGUUCCUAUCACUUCUUAUAUAAUCGAAAAGAAGGAGAAAUUCUCGACUCACUGGGAAGAAGCCAUCGACACCCGGUCUGGUGAGCCCAAAGGAAUUGUUACUGGGCUGAAGAAAGGCUCCACUUAUCAAUUCCGUGUUCGAGCUGUCAACAAAGCUGGACCCGGCGAACCUAGCGACCCUACCAAGCCUCACGUCGCUAAAGCUCGUUACUUGAAGCCACAUAUAAACCGCGACAAGCUGCAGACUAUCAAAAUACGCGCAGGCCAGCAUGUCAAGUUGGAAGUUGACGUUGAAGGAGAACCUCCACCAACGAUUACUUGGACUCGCGGUAGUUUGACUCUCGAAAACACGCCAGAAUUGAAGAUCGAGAACGAAGACUACCUGACGAAACUUAUCAUGUCCCACACGAGCCGUAAAGAUACGGGCAAGUACACUAUUACAGCCGUCAAUGAUUCAGGACGUGACGAAGCUGAAGUCGAGAUUAUUAUUUUGGACAAGCCUGGAAAACCUGAAGGACCUUUGGAAGUAGUGGACGUCCACAAAGAAGGCUGUAAGUUGAAAUGGAAGAAACCUAAAGAUGACGGAGGUCUACCAUUGUCGAGCUACAUUGUUGAAAAAAUGGAUCUGGUUACUGGAAGAUGGGUUCCAGCAGGAGUAGUGGAUCCAGAGAAAACAGAACAUGUUCUUACGGGUCUAGAACCGGGUCAUAAAUACGAGUUCCGUGUGAAAGCAGUCAAUGAAGAAGGAGAAUCAGAGCCUUUGAACACAGAAAGCCCUGUGGUUGCUAAAAAUCCGUUCGACCCACCUGGAGCUCCUGGACUGCCGGACAUUGUCGACUGGUCUGAGAGCACUGUUAAGCUUAAAUGGGAGCCUCCUAUGCGUGAUGGAGGCGCUCCAAUAACUGGAUACAUAAUUGAGAUGAAAGAGAAGUUUGAUACAAGUUUUGUAAAAGCUGUUGAAACUUCUGGUCCUAAAUGCGAAGGAAUUGUUCCAAGGUUGGUUGAAGGCAAUCAGUAUCAAUUCCGAAUCAGAGCUGUUAACAAAGCAGGACCUGGAGAACCCAGUGAAGCGACUAAUCCUCACACUGCCAAGGCGCGUUGGUUGAAACCGCACAUUGACCGUACUAGUUUGCAGCCGUUGACUGUCAAAGUUGGCCUGACUAUCAGCUUGAAUGUCAACAUUAUUGGAGAACCCCCUCCAAUUGUCACUUGGUCCAUUGGAGAGACCCAAUUGAAGACAGAUGAUGUCUAUCGCAUUGAUAACAUUGACUACAACACAAAGUUCUUUGUAAUGAAAGCCAAACGCAAGCACACUGGUAAGUACACGAUUCGUGCUACCAAUGAAGUUGGAGAAGACGAAGCGGAAAUUGAAAUCACUGUUGUUGGUAAGCCAACUAAACCCAAGGGUCCGCUCUCGGUUACCGAUGUCACUAAGCAUGGUUGCAAAUUGAAAUGGCACAGACCAGACGAUGAUGGUGGCUGCCCUAUUGAGUACUACGAAAUCGAAAAACUGGAUCCACUUUCUGGAACUUGGGUUUCUUGUGCCAGAUCCACUGAGCCUGAAGCUAAUAUCACUGGGUUGCUUGAGGGCAAGCCUUACAAGUUCCGUGUUAAGGCUGUUAACAAAGAGGGUGACUCUGAAGAGUUAGAAGCCGAUAAAUCAAUAAUCGCCAAGAAUCCGUUCAACGAACCCAGCAAGCCAGGACGUCCUGAUCUCAAGGACUGGGACAAAGAUUUCGUGGACUUGGCCUGGACUCCACCGGAAGACACUGGUGGAGCGGCUAUUGAAAAGUACAUCGUCCAGAUGCGCGACAAGGACGGAAGGACGUGGGUUGAUGCCGCCAUGGUUGUUGGUGACAGAACCACUGCUAAAGUUACAGAAGGAAUCGAACCUGGGCAUGAAUACGAGUUCCGUGUGGUUGCAGUCAAUCGCGCAGGACCUAGUGAACCCAGUGACGUUUCCAAGAGUGUUGUAGCCAAGCCAAGAUUCUUGGCUCCAAGAAUUGACAGGAAGAACCUGGCGAAGAAAAUUCUCAGGAUUGGCCAGAUGCUGCGGUUGGAGGCUGACAUAAAAGGUGAGCCACCACCACAAGUCACCUGGAAGUACAAAGACACGGUCCUGAAGCCGAUGGAUCGUCUUAAGAUUGACAACGAAGAAUACCACACGUUGUUCAUUCUCAACAAGUUGAAGCGAGCUGACACAGGAACUUAUACUGUUAUAGCUACCAAUGACAGUGGAACCGAUCAGGUUGACAUAGAGCUGGUGGUUCUUAGCAAGCCUACCAAACCUAAAGGUCCAUUGGAUGUUUCUGAUGUCACAGCGGAGGGUUGUAAGUUGAAGUGGAAUCCGCCUGAUGAUGACGGUGGCGAACCGAUUGAUCAUUAUAUUGUUGAACGCAUGGAUGUUGAUACUGGAAGGUGGGUUCCUUGCGCGACAAGCAAAACUCCAGAGGCGGAAAUUGGAGGGUUGAAUGAAGGAAAAGACUACAUGUUCCGUGUGAAAGCCGUCAACGCUGAAGGCGACUCGGAACCUUUGGAAACUGAUCUUCCGACCACUGCUAAGAAUCCUUUCAGAGAACCAGACCCUCCUGGCAAGCCAGAUUUGAAAGACUGGGACAAGCGACAUGUUGUCCUUAAGUGGAAGCCUCCGAAACGUGACGGCGGAGCGCCGAUUGAAAAGUACAUCAUUGAAAAGAAAGACAUGUACGGAAAGUGGACGAAAGCUGGCGAAGUUCCUGGGGAAAAACUCCAAGGCACGGUUGAAGAUUUGACUGAAGGGCAGAAGUAUCAAUUCAGAAUCAAAGCUGUUAAUAAAGGAGGAGUCAGUCAACCCAGUGAUGCCAGUGAUAUUUUGACCGCUAAAGAUAGAUAUGCAGCUCCGAAAAUUGAUCGUACCAAUCUUCGUGAUCUCACGGUCAAGGCUGGUAAUCAAAUAAAGCUGGAUGUUAAAGUAUCUGGAGAACCUCCGCCAGACAAGGUUUGGUGGCACAACAAAGUUCGCCAGGAAGAUGGAGUUAGUCUUACUAUUGAGAUGGAAGAUUAUAGGACUAAGUUCAUUAUUCCUUCGGCGACGAGGAAGCACUGUGGGCAGCUGACUCUUAAGGCGGAAAAUGAUUCCGGUAAAGAUGAAGCUUCGAUUGAAAUUUUGGUGCUAGAUAGACCAGCCAAGCCUGAAGGACCGCUUAAGGUCAGUGAUGUUCAUAAGGAGGGAUGCAAACUUAAAUGGAAUCCUCCAAUUGAUGACGGUGGCGCUCCUAUUGAACACUACGUUGUCGAGAAAAUGGACACUGAAACGGGAAGAUGGAUUCCUGUUGGAAGAACUAAGGAUAAUAAUUUUGAAGUUGAAAAUUUGGUACCUGGGCAAGAGUAUAAGUUCCGGGUCGCCGCGGUCAAUGCUGAAGGAGAGUCUGAACCUUUGGUGACGGAUCAUAGUAUUAUCGCCAAAAAUCCAUUUGAUGAGCCAGGACCACCAGGUAGACCAGAAGCAACCGACUGGGACAAAGACCACGUUGAUCUCAGAUGGACUCCUCCAUUACAAGACGGCGGGUCUCCAAUAACUGGCUACAUGAUCGAGAAACGCGAAAAGGGCUCUCAAAAAUGGAUGAAAGCUUGCGAGACAAACAGUCCCGAGUGCAAAGGUCGUGCAGAAAACCUUGACGAAGGUGUCGAGUACGAGUUCAGAGUCAGAGCUAUCAAUGCUGCUGGUCCUGGUGAACCUUCUGACGCCAGCAAAGCAAUCAUGGCUAAGAGUCGCAGAGUUCCACCGAAAAUUGAUAGACGUAAUCUCCGCGAUGUUCAUAUUCGCGAGGGUGAGCGCUUCCACUUUGACGUUAAAGUUAUCGGUGAACCGGCUCCUGAGGUCACCUGGGUUAUCAAUGACAAGAAUAUUCACAUAACGACCUACCGUCGUGUCGUUAAUGAGCCGAAUAACACCAAGUUCUACAACGACAAGGCUGAACGCAAAGACACUGGAAUUUACAAGAUUACAGCUGUUAAUCAGUUUGGAAGUGAUACUGCUGAAGUCGAGGUCACUGUUAUUUCAAGACCAUCAAAGCCCGAAGGACCUCUGGACGUGUCAGACAUCACCAAGAACGGUUGUACCCUCAAAUGGAGAAAACCCAAAGACGAUGGUGGCGAACCAAUCGAAGGAUAUCUCGUGGAGAAAUACGACCCGGAGACUGGUGUUUGGUUGCCAGUUGGCAAGUGUGCGGGUACUGAGAUGAAGGUUGAUGGUUUGACUCCCGGUCACGAGUACAAAUUCCGCGUUAAAGCCCUCAAUUCUGAGGGAGAAUCUGAGCCGCUUGAGACUUAUGGAUCUAUCAUCGCCAAGGAUCCAUUCACGGUACCAUCGCCUCCUGGUGCUCCUGAGCCGACAGACUGGUCAGCAAACACAGUAGACUUAACCUGGCGAGAACCUUUCUCGAAUGGUGGCUCUCCAAUCACUGGGUAUAUUAUUGAGAAGAAAGAUAAAUACAGCGCUAUGUGGGAAAAGGCUUUGGAAUUGACUUCCCCACAGUUAGAAGCACAUUUAACGGGAUUGAUUGAAGGAAAUGAAUAUCAGUUCCGUGUUAUUGCUGUCAACAAAGCUGGACAGUCGGAACCUGGUGAUGUUAGCAAGACAUUCCUUGCUAAGCCACGUUUCCUUGCUCCAAAGAUCGACCGAAGACACCUGAAGGACAUAACCCUAUCAGCAGGUUCAACCCUGAAAUUCGACGCAAAUAUUAUUGGAGAACCGGCACCACACGUCGACUGGCGUUGUUCAUCUAUACCAAUCGUCUCUAACAAAACAGUCACCCUCGAGAAUCCUCCUUACAGCACCAAACUGGUGAUCAGACCAGUGGCUCGAAACAACACCGGGGAGUACGUGGUCACAGCGACCAACAGCUCGGGCAAGGACAGCGUCACCAUAAAUGUGGUCGUCACUGACAAGCCAUCUGCGCCUGAAGGUCCACUGGAGAUCUCAGACGUCCACAAAGAGGGCUGCAAACUUAAAUGGAAGCGUCCAAUAGACGAUGGUGGUACUCCUGUGGAAUACUACCAAGUCGAGAAAAUGGACCCGGACACCGGCUGCUGGAUUCCUUGUGGUAGGUCUCCUGAGCCUCAUAUGGAUGUCAUCGGGUUGACUCCCGGAAAAGAGUACAAGUUCCGUGUGUCUGCUAUUAAUGCUGAAGGAGAAUCAGAACCACUCACUGCCGAGGAAACUAUAAUCGCUAAAAAUCCAUUCGAUGAGCCUGACAAGCCUGGAAAUCUCAAAGCCACAGACUGGGAUCGUGAUCAUGUGGAUCUUGAAUGGACACCUCCGUUGAGUGACGGAGGUUCGCCGAUUACUGGAUACAUAAUCGAGAAGAAAGACAAAUAUGGUGACUGGGAAAAAGCCCUGGAAGUAUCUCCAGAGUUAACUUAUGCAACAGUUCCAGAUUUGAUAGAAGGCCAGCCGUAUGAAUUCCGCGUUCGCGCAGUUAAUGCAGCUGGUCCCAGUGAACCUUCCAAUGCAACACCAACAAUAAUCGCUAAGCCACGCAACCAGCCGCCAAUGAUCGACCGUACGAACCUGGAAGACAUAAAAAUUAAAGCUGGCCAGAACUUCAGCUUUGAUGUUAAAGUCAGCGGAGAACCUCCGCCAAAGACAAGCUGGUUGUUAGGGGUCAAGGAACUUUACCCAACUGAUCGUAUCAAGAUUAAGAACGUAGAAUACGCAACCAACUUUGCCGUCCGGAUGGCUACUAGAGCCGACUCUGGAAGAUACACUCUCAAUGCUGAGAAUUCCAGCGGUAAGGAUUCAGCUACUGUUAGAGUUAUUGUCUUAGAUAAACCCGGAGUACCGGAGGGACCGCUAAGAGCUUCAGAUGUCCAUGCAGAAGGAUGUACUUUGUCGUGGAACCCGCCGGAGGAUGAUGGAGGACAGCCUAUUGAGUGCUACGUCGUCGAGAAAAUGGAUGACGCGACUGGAAGAUGGGUACCAGCCGGUCAAACAGAUGGUCCAGAGACUACUCUGAAGAUUGAUGAUCUGACCCCGAGACACAAGUACAAAUUCCGUGUUCGUGCUGUUAAUAAACAAGGAAAAUCAGAUCCACUGACGACUACUCAAAAUAUUGAAGCUAAGAAUCCAUUUGACGAACCUGGAAAACCAGGAACUCCCAAAAUCACGGACUUUGACCGUGAUUUUGUUGAACUGGCCUGGGCUCGGCCGGUUGAAGAUGGAGGAUCUCCAAUUAUUGGGUACGUUAUUGAAAAGAGAGAUAAAUUUAAUCCUAAUUGGGAAGAAGUUAGCAAAGUUGAAGGAGACGUUACUCAUGGAAGAGUCAAUGAUUUAAUAGAAGGUACUUCUUAUGAAUUCCGUGUUCGCGCUGUAAACAAAGGUGGUCCUGGCGCAGCUUCAGAUCCUACUAGUCCGCACAUUGCAAGACCGAAGAAUUUGCCACCGAAAAUCGACCGCAAAUACAUGCUGGAUGUCAAAGUCAAGGCUGGUGCGUUCUUCGACUUUGAUGUUCCGGUUAUUGGUGAACCACCACCAACCAAAGAAUGGAACUUGAAGGGCAAUAUGGUCACUAAUGAUGACCGUAUUAAGAUUACCAACACGGAUUACAACACCAAGGUGCGUUUCAUGGACGCUAGACGUACAGAUUCGGGUACUUACACGUUGACAGUUAAGAAUGUCAACGGUGUAGACAGCGCUACGUUGGAAGUUAUCGUAAUGGACGUUCCAUCUCCACCAGAGGGUCCACUUAAGAUUGACAACGUCACUAGACACGGCUGUACACUCAGCUGGAGAGUUCCAAGAGAUGAUGGAGGGGCUGAGAUCCUUCACUAUAUGAUCGAAAAAAUGGACUCGGAAAGCAUGCGCUGGGUACCUGCAGCUGAAUCAGAUAUAUGCACUUACAAAGUCGAUCAUUUGAUAGAAGGACAUCAAUACACGUUCCGUAUUCGUGCUGUGAACAAAAUUGGAGAGUCAUUGCCUUUGACAGGGCUUGAUGAAAUCACUGCCAAGGAUCCGUUCGGCAAACCCGACAAACCUGGCCAGCCAAUUGCUACUGACUGGAACAAAGACUACGUUGAUCUUGAAUGGACUCCACCGAAGAAAGACGGUGGAUCUCCAAUCACUGGGUACAUUAUUGAGAAACGUCCGCGCUUUGGACAAUGGGAAAAAGCCUUGGAAGUUUCCGGAGGAAAGAAUUGCACUGCCAAGGUGCCAGAUCUUACAGAAGGUCAGGAAUAUGAGUUCCGCGUGAUUGCAGUCAACCAAGGUGGACAAGGAGAGCCUUCAGAAGCCUCAGCGCCGGUGAUUACCAAACCAAGGUUCCAGGCUCCGACAUUUGACAAGAUGUUGAUGCGAGACCUGACGGUGCGAGCUGGCCAGAAGAUCAGUUGGGACCUUCCCAUCGAGGCGGCUCCUAAGCCCACUGCCUACUGGAGUCUAAACGGCAAACCGAUUGAGCAAGAUGUUCGCCAUGAAAUAUUUACCACGACGACCAACACAACCUUUGAAAUUCCCUUCUCGGUACGAUCUGACGCUGGUCGUUACACUUUGAACCUAGUUAAUGACGUUGGAAAAAUAUCAGCUAGCGCUCAUGUCACGGUGCUGGAUCGUCCUUCACCACCAGAGAAACCACUGGUGGUAAGUAACAUUUGCAAGGACAGCUGUCAUCUUUCAUGGCAGUUACCGCUCGACGACGGUGGAAGUCCAAUUCUUCAUUACAUCGUCGAGAAGAUGGACGUCUCACGAGGAACUUGGUCUGACGCGGGUAUGGCGAUGACUUUGAACCACGAAGUUUUCAGACUGACUCACCGAAAGGAGUACUACUUCCGUGUGAAGGCUGUGAACAACAUCGGCGAGUCAGAUCCUCUGGAAACAACCCGCAGUAUUGUGGCUAAGAAUGAGUUCGAUGAGCCUGAUGCACCUGGUAAGCCCAAGAUUGUUGACUGGGACAAAGACCACGUUGACCUGACCUGGCCAGCUCCUGAAAACAACGGAGGAUCGCCUAUCACUGGAUACAUUGUUCAGAAGAAGGAGAAAGGCAGUCCCUACUGGAUCAACGCCGUUCACGUUCCUAGUGACAAAACUAGUGCGACUGCUCCGGACCUCACUGAAGGAAUGGAGUACGAGUUCAGGGUAAUUGCGGUUAAUGCUGCCGGACAGUCAGAACCUUCGGAACCAAGCGAUACGGUAAUUGCCAAGAGUCGUCAUCUGGCACCUAAAAUUCAAACUCCGUUGGAUGACAUUAGAAUCAAAGCCGGAUUGGUCUUCCAUGUUGAUAUUCACUUCAUCGGAGAACCUACACCUGAAGUAACUUGGACUUUGAACAACAAAGAGGUUAUUACUAAUGAAAAAACAACGAUUACUUCCAUUGGAUACCACACAAUCGUGCACACUGUCAAUGCUCAACGUGCUGAUUCAGGUCGUUACCAUCUUACAUUGAAGAACGAAAGCGGUGCUGACGAGGGCAGCUUCAACCUCAUUGUCCUCGACCGUCCAGGUCCACCUGAAGGUCCACUAGAGUACGAAGAAAUUACUAGCCAGUCGGUUACUUUGUCCUGGAAACCACCGAAAGACAAUGGUGGUAGUGAAAUUACUGGGUACGUUAUUGAGAAACGUGAUUUGACUCACGGAGGCGGUUGGGUACCGGCUGUUAACCACGUCAGCCCUACUCAGACCCACGCAACUGUUCCAAGGUUGAUGGAAGGCUCGAAAUACGAGUUCCGAGUCUCGGCAGAAAACUUGCAAGGUCGUUCAGAUCCUCUGAAAACUGACAAACCUAUCGUCGCAAAGAAUCAAUUCGUUGUUCCUGGACAACCAGGUAAACCCGAGUGCUUGGACUCUAGCAAAGAUCAUAUUCACAUCAAAUGGACUCCGCCAAUUAGCAACGGAGGAUCCGCCAUUCUUGGGUACGAGAUUGAGAGACGUGAUCGCGCUACUGGUCGCUGGAUAAGAAUCAACAAGGAACUGGUCAAGAUACCUGAUUACCUUGACGAACAUGUUUCUGAAGGUCAUCAGUAUGAGUACCGUGUUUCUGCAGUUAACGCCGCGGGAGCCGGAAAGCCAAGUGACGCUUCCAACGUCUUUGCUGCUAGGCCAAUGAAAGAGAAGCCUAAGCUUCACCUUGACGCUCUUAUGGGCCGUAAGAUCCGCGUUCGUGCUGGAGAACCAAUCCACGUGGAUAUUCCGAUCUCCGGAGCACCAACUCCAAGAGUCACUUGGCUGAAAGACGCUGGUCCAUUGGUGGAUAACUACCGAAUUUCCACGCAAACCAAAAGUGAACACACUGUUCUGCUGAUUGAGAAGUCUACUCGCGAAGACGCUGGAUUCUACUCCGUGGAAGCGACCAAUGAAUUUGGAAGCGACAUGGCUGACAUCCAGGUGAUCGUCGUAGACAAGCCUGAUCCGCCUAAAGGACCGCUUCUGUACUCUGGAACCAACCACGAGUCAGUGUCAUUGUCCUGGAGUCCACCUGACGACAACGGUGGCGCUGAGAUCACCAACUACAUCGUUGAAAUGUGCGACUUUGGAAUGGACAACUGGCGCCAAGUACCUGGCUUCUGUCCAACUUGCCACUUUACAGCCCGAGGAUUGCAAGAAGGCCGUCGGUAUAUCUUCAGAGUACGUGCUGAGAAUCUCUACGGAGUAUCAGAGCCUCUGGACGGUAAGCCCGUGGUGGCUAAGAGUCCUUUCGAUCCUCCAGGUCCACCAAGUCAGCCAGAAAUUCUUGGUUACACGCCCAACACUUGUACUCUCACCUGGAAUCCACCAGACAACACUGGCGGUAAGCCUAUUACUGGUUACUACGUAGAGAAACGCGAACGAGGCGGCGAAUGGCUCAAGGUCAACAAUUACGCGACACCCAAUACAACAUUCUCCGUUCAAGAUCUUCAUGAAGGUGGUCGCUAUGAAUUCCGUGUGAUUGCUGUUAAUGAAGCUGGACCAGGAGACCCUAGCAGAGCCACUGACCAGAUUGUCGCUGGACACCAACGAUUAAGGCCAGACGCUCCUGAGCAACCUAACGCUGACCGAGUUACCAAAGAUUCAGUUACUCUGUCAUGGAGACCACCUAGAAACGACGGUGGUGCUAAGAUUCGCGGUUACUACGUUCAAUCCAAGAGGAAAGACGAGUCUGAUUGGUCAGAUGUCAAUGGAGCUCCAAUCUCUGGACUUAUCUACACUGUGCCCAAGUUGAGACUCGGAGACGAGUACCAGUUCCGUAUAAUUGCUAUGAAUGACGUUGGCAAGAGCGAGCCAAGUCGUCCAACGAAUCCCAUCACCAUUGAAGAACAACCUAACAAACCGAUCAUGGACUUGGGAGGCGUCAGAGACAUCACAGUCCGCGCUGGAGAAGAUUUCAGCAUUCACGUUCCGUAUGUCGGCUUCCCAAGACCCAUGGCUUCUUGGUUUGCAAACGACGUCGUUCUGGAUGAAACAGACAGAAGAGUUCAUCAAAAACUUGAAGAUGAUUACGCAAGUAUUGUCGUUAAGAACUCAAAACGCUCUGAUGGAGGUCAGUACCGUCUUCAGCUGAGAAACUCUUCUGGAUUCGACACUGCCACUGUCAAUGUUAGAGUUCUUGACCGUCCAAGCCCACCGCAGAACCUCAGAGCCGACGAAUUUGCAGGAGAAGCUCUUACAUUGUACUGGAACCCGCCUAAGGACAAUGGCGGAGCUGAUAUUACUAAUUACGUGAUUGAGAAACGUGAAAGAUCCCAGUCUUGGACCAAGAUCAGUGGCUACGUCACUGCUCCAUUUGUUCGUGUACGUAAUCUCAAUAUCGGACAGGAGUACGAGUUCCGCGUGAUGGCUGAAAACCAAUACGGAACUUCUGACCCAGUUGAAACUAAAGAACCAAUCAAGGCGCGCUAUCCAUUCGAUCCUCCGAGCGCUCCGGGAGUACCUCAAGGUGUCGAGACUACAGAAGACAGCAUCACCAUCACCUGGUCGAGACCAAGAAGCGAUGGAGGCUCACCGAUCACCGGUUACAUUAUCGAGAAGCGUAUGAUCAGCGAAGACAAGUGGAUUAAAGCAACUCCAGCACGUAUUCCUGACACUACUUACAAGGUAGGAGGACUGAUUGAGAAUCACGACUAUGAAUUCCGGGUUGCAGCAGUUAAUGCUGCUGGACAAGGUCCAUGGAGCAUGAGUUCAGACGCUAUUCGUGCAGCUGCACCACAAUUUGCGCCCAAGAUCACUAGCGACCUGAGCAUCCGCGACAUGACUGUGAUUGCUGGUGAACAUUUCACCAUCACUGUUCCGUUUAACGCUAACCCGAAACCCAGACCCAACUGGUCGAUAAACGGAGAAGAAGUUAUCCAAGAUGACAGAAUAAAAUUCGAGACAACAGAAGUAGCUUCGCAGUUUAUCAACCGAAAGGCCAAGAGAAGCGAUACUGGUUGUUACACUAUUCAACUGGCCAAUUCAGUUGGCACAGACUCAGCUUCUUGCCGAGUUUUGGUCGUCGAUAAACCAUCACAUCCUCUGGGACCACUCGAUGUAUCUGACAUUACUCCUGAAACUUGCACCCUGUCCUGGAAAGCGCCAUUUGACGAUGGUGGUUCACCAGUUACCAAUUAUGUUGUUGAGAAAUUGGACCCUGGCGGUUACUGGGUAAAAUUAAGCAGUUUCGUACGCAACACGCACUACGACGUAAUGGGUCUUGAACCCAACAAAAAGUUCAACUUUAGAGUGCGUGCUGAAAAUCAGUACGGAAUAUCCGAGCCUCUGGUAGGCGACGAGCCAAUAAUGGCCAAAUUCCAGUUCAACGUUCCCGAGCCACCUGGUCAACCAAGAGUCAUCGACUGGGACACUGACAGCAUCACCAUUUCUUGGGACAAGCCAGUUUCAGAUGGUGGAUCAAGGAUUCAAGGGUACAAAGUGGAGUAUCGCGACCCUACAGACGGUAGCAGCUGGCGCAUAGCCAAUGACUACCUAGUGAAAGACACCCACUACAUCUGCUACGGAUUGGCUCGCGGUCAGGAGUAUGAAUUCCGUGUCCGGGCUCAAAACGCCGCUGGACUCAGCAAACCCAGUCCACCCUCGAUACAAUUCAAACUGCGCAGCAAAUUCAACGUACCUUCACCACCUGGAACUCCACAGGUCAUCAAGGUCGGCAAGAACUACGUAGACUUAAGAUGGGAGGCUCCAACUUCUGACGGAGGUAGCCGAAUCACUGGAUACGUUAUCGAGAAGCGAGAAAUCGGCUCGGCUAUCUGGAUGAAGUGCAACGAGUACAACGUGGUAGAUCUUGAUUACACCGUGAUGCAUUUGAUUGAAAGAGGCGAUUACGAGUUCCGAGUGUUCGCAGUGAACGCUGCUGGAAAAUCUGAAGCGAGCUCAUGCACAACACCCGUCAAAGUCUGCGAAGUUGAGGGCGGAGAGAAACCAGAGUUCACCAAGGCGCUACCAGUCAGCCAAGGAGUUCCCUUGGGCAAAACUUACGUCCUGGAAUGCGAAGCUACCGGCAGACCAAUGCCUACACCCAGAUGGCUGCGCAACGGCCGGGAAAUCACAAUGGGCGGAAGAUUCAGAUGCGAAAGCCGCGACGACGGUCUUUUCAGACUUGUUAUCUCAGAAGUUUGGGAAGCUGACAGCGGAGAUUACGCUUGCCAGGCUUCUAAUCCUCUUGGAAUAGCCACGACAACGAUGAGACUAAAGAUUGGAACACCACCGAGGAUUGAGCGCAUGCCAAGUGACCUUUACUUGCCGGAGAAGGACAACACCAAGAUCAAGAUCUGGUACAGCGGUGAUCAACCAAUGGACGUAGUCCUCAAGAAGGACGGCUCCAAGGUGGUCGAGUCUGCACACAUCAAGUACACUAUCUUCGACGAGUAUUUGAUUAUUUUCAUCAAGGACAUAAACCGCGAAGACGAAGGUCUUUACGAGUUGUCCAUCAGCAAUGACAGUGGCAGUGUAAGCGGAUCCUUCAACGCUCGCGUUACCGGACCACCUGGACCGCCUGUUGGACCACUGGAGGCUUCUGACAUCGACAAGCACACAUGCACACUUGCUUGGCACCCACCCAAGUCAGACGGUGGUCUCAAAGUCACUCACUACGUCGUAGAACGUCGCGACGUCACUCAAGGACACUGGCUGACCAUCUCCAGCUCUGUCAAGGACACCACCUUCAUUGUCCAAGGCCUGAACGAAGGACACGAGUACAUGUUCCGUGUGAUGGCCGUCAAUGACAACGGAAUGGGUCCCGCUUUGGAAGGAACCAAUCCCAUCAAGGCUAAAGCGCUCUUCGACCCGCCAGGACCUCCCGGAACGCCCAAAGUUCUGGAGAUUGGUGGAGACUUUGUCAACCUGUCUUGGACCAAGCCUGAGACCGACGGAGGAGCUAGAGUCCAAGGCUACUGGAUCGACAAACGCGAAGCAGGUACCAUUGCCUGGCAACGCGUCAACAUUCUCAUCUGCCCUACGACUCAGAUAAACGUCAGCAACUUGAUCGAAGGUCGUCAGUACGAGUUCCGCGUGUUUGCCCAGAACCAAGCUGGACUCAGUCCAGAGUCUACUGCUUCUACAUCGGUUAAGAUCGUCGAUCCUCAGGUGUCCAAGCCUCCAGAGAUAAUCCAGGGUCUGAAGAAAAUAAACUGCGCUCAGAAUGCAAACGCUACCUUCAAGUGUGUGAUCACUGGCUCUCCUACGCCUCACAUCACCUGGUACAAGGGAGCUAGAGAGCUCCAGAACAGCAGCCGCUACCAGAUAUUCUCCGAGAAUGAUUGCCAUACUCUGGUGAUUCAGGAUGUCUUUGGUGAAGAUGCUGAUGAGUAUAUCUGUCGCGCUUCCAACAAGGGAGGUCACAAAUCCACCAAAGGUGAAUUAUUCAUCAUGACACCUCCUAAACUUAAUGUACCUCCAAGGUUCCGUGACACUGCCUUCUUCGACAAGGGCGUCAAUGUCGUGAUUAAAAUUCCUUUCACUGGAUUCCCCAAGCCCAAGAUCCACUGGAUUCGCGAAGGUGAAACUAUUGAGUCUGGAGGUCACUACAACGUCGAGCUUAAAGAACGACACGCGAUCUUGACUAUCAGAGACGGAAACCGCAUUGAUUCUGGACCGUACAGAAUUACAGCUGAAAAUGAACUGGGACAAGACUCAGCUAUCAUUAAGAUUCAAAUUAGCGAUCGUCCAGACCCACCACGCUUCCCAGUUAUUGAUAACAUUGGUCACGAUUCAUUGGCACUUACUUGGAAGCCUCCACUGUGGGACGGUGGUAGCAACAUCACCAACUACGUGGUUGAAAAACGGGAAGCUCCGAUGACCAGCUGGAUCAGGUGUGGUAUGACGCGAUUCACCAGCUUCGCUGUUCAAGAUUUGAGUCCUGGUCAUCAGUAUGACUUCCGUGUGUGUGCUGAAAAUGUAUACGGAAGAUCUGACCCCAGUGAAGUCACACCGCUGAUCACGACCAAGGGUGCUAAAAAGAAGGCGCCGGAAAAACGCGAAGUCCGGUAUGAUGAAAGCGGCAAGAAGAUCCGCGGAAGCAGCGAUGAAAAAGUUCGCGACUAUGAUCAGUUUGUCUUUGACAUCUACAGCAAGUACGUGCCCCAGCCUGUUGAAAUUAAAACCAUGUCAGUCUACGACAGAUAUGAUAUUCUUGAAGAAAUUGGUACCGGAGCAUUCGGAGUCGUUCAUCGGUGUCGUGAACGCGCUACUGGAAAUAUAUUCGCGGCUAAAUUUAUCCCAGUGUCGCAUAUUAUGGAGAAGGAGCUGAUCAGGAAGGAGAUAGAUAUUAUGAACCAGCUGCACCACCAGAAGUUAAUAAACUUACACGAUGCAUUUGAAGAUGACGAUGAAAUGAUUUUGAUAUUCGAGUUUUUGUCAGGUGGAGAAUUGUUCGAGCGAAUCACUGCUGAAGGCUACAUCAUGUCGGAAGCUGAAGUUAUUAAUUACAUGAGACAGAUCUGCGAGGGUAUCAAGCACAUGCAUGAGAAGAACAUCAUCCACUUGGAUAUCAAGCCGGAGAAUAUCAUGUGCCAAAUGAGAAACAGCACCAAUGUUAAGCUGAUUGACUUUGGCUUAGCUACUAAAUUAGAUCCUAAUGAAGUGGUCAAGAUCAGCACAGGAACUGCGGAAUUCGCAGCGCCUGAAAUUGUAGAGCGGGAACCUGUUGGGUUCUACACAGACAUGUGGGCUUGCGGAGUCCUGGCUUACGUUCUGCUCAGUGGUCUUUCGCCUUUUGCUGGAGACAAUGACAUUGAGACGCUUAAGAAUGUCAAGGCUUGCGACUGGGACUUUGACGAGGAGGCCUUCAGGCAUGUUUCUGACGAGGGUAAAGACUUUAUCCGCAGACUGCUGAUCAAGAACAAGGAAAAACGUAUGACUGCUCAUGAGUGUCUAGUACACUCGUGGUUGACCGGAGACCACAGCGAUCUUACUGGCAGAAUUGCUGGCAGCAAGUACAUCAGGUUCAGGGAUAGAAUUAGGGCCAAGUAUGAUGACUGGGAGAAAUACGUUCUACCUAUUGGACGACUUGCGGAAUACUCGUCGCUUAGGAAAUUACUUAUUGAGAAAUACAAGAUUUAUGACUCGUCUUUCGAUCGAAGACAAGCAGCUCCAAGAUUUGUUAUCAAGCCACAAAGUGCGUUUACUUAUGAAGGACAGAGUGUCAAAUUCACGUGUCGUGUGAUAGCUAUUGCUGCUCCAACUCUCACGUGGUUCCACAAUAACCAGGAACUUAGACAGUCUGUUAAAUUUAUGAAGAGAUACGUCGGUGAUGAUUACACCUUCAUCAUCAACAGAUCCAAGUUGGAGGACAGAGGAGAGUAUGUUAUUCGGGCUGAAAAUCACUAUGGAUACCGGGAAGAAGUUGUCUUCCUUAAUGUCCAACCUCUUCCAAGAGAAAUGCCACCAUACAAACCGGACAUCGCUCCAGUACGUAGACGCGAACCAUUACCACAGUACUUCUGGCUUGAGACAACAGAAUCAGCACCCAGCUUCACCUUCGAGCUCAGACCUCGUGUCAUGCAGGAACGACAGUGCUGCAAACUGCUCUGUUGUCUCAGCGGUAAACCUCCUCCAUCCGUCAGGUGGUUCAGAGACAGUCGGGAAUUGUCGAAACACGAGUACGCGAUGUCUCAUUCCGAUGGUGUCGUCACUAUGGAAAUCAUUGACUGCAGACCAUCGGACAGUGGAAAGUACAAGUGUGUGGCCACUAACUGCCAUGGAAGUGAUGAAACUAGUUGUGUUGUCAUUGUAGAAGGAAUGGGUGAGACUGAAGAACAAGAAAAAUUAGCUGAUAAUAUCUUGCACUCAGCAGACCGUAAAUUCAUUGAGCAGCCAAUAAAACCAGCACCGGCACAAGUUGUUAUCAAACAACAGUUUAGCAGCUACGCAAGUUCAAACAAAAACUCAUCAUUCUCCAGAACGACGACUGACUCUUCGAGUUUCAAGAAAUACGGCUCGAAAUUAGAUUCAACUGGAAGCCCGUCGAGGUCUAGGAAUGCAACUAAAGAACUUUUAUACCCAUCAGAUGAUUCAAUGCGACAACCAGAGUUUGUAACAAAACUUAAAGAUCUUAAAGUAAACGACGGCGAGCCAUUGGAACUGAGUGUUAAAGUAGACGGUGAUCCAGAACCCCAAAUCACAUGGACUAAGAACGGAAAGACUUUGAGAUCGUCAGAAGUAGUAGACCUUAAAUACAAGAGCCGAGUAGCAACUCUUGUAAUAAACGAAGUCUUCCCAGAAGACGAGGGAGAAUACACGUGUAAAGCUACCAACAGUAUGGGUGCAGCAAGCACAUCAUGUAAAUUAACUGUCAAACCAAUGACGAAUGCAAGUGGCAAAAAAUCAGGCGAUGACAAACCACCGAAGAUAGUCGACCAUCUCAAGAGUGCCUACGUCAAAGACGGCGAAGCGGUGGUACUGAGCUGCCGAAUAAUUGGCGCUAAGAAAUUCGAUGUUGUCUGGCUCCACAAUAACAAAGAAAUUAAACCCAGCAAAGACUUCAACUACUCGAAUGAAGCCAAUAUUUACAAACUUACUAUAGCGGAAAUUUUCCCCGAGGAUUCAGGCACUUACACGUGCGAGGCAUUCAACGACGCCGGUGAAAGCUUUUCUUCAUGUACACUCAAUGUUCUUGUUCCUAAUGAGGAACCAAAGAGCCCAGUGUUCGCGACAUUCCCAGAGUCGGCAACAGUAAACGAAGGUGAAUCAGUAAACUUUGCCUGCCGGACUGAAACUGCACCACUCAAGGUAACGUGGCUGAAAGAUGGUAAACCAAUCGAUGAAUCUAGUAGCAGAUAUCUAUUUAGUUCAGACGGCGACAAAUCCUUCGAAAUACGUAUUAAAUCAUGUACAGCUGGUGAUAUUGGUCAGUAUGCCGCGCGAGCGAUUGGCAAAAAAGGCGAAACAAUAUCAGCGUUUGCAUUAAAUGUCACUAAUCCUCAUGAUCAGUGA
This is a messenger RNA of Cotesia congregata, 26496 nucleotides long. The record is from the annotation of a GenBank genome assembly. NCBI's taxonomy places the organism in Eukaryota, Metazoa, Arthropoda, Insecta, Hymenoptera, Braconidae.